AUGGACAGGUACAAGUUGAUCAAAGAGGUUGGUGAUGGAACUUUUGGUAGUGUUUGGCGAGCUAUCAAUAAGCAGACGGGUGAAGUUGUUGCAAUUAAGAAAAUGAAAAAGAAGUACUACUCGUGGGACGAAUGUAUUAAUCUGAGAGAAGUGAAGUCGCUUAGGAGAAUGAAUCAUCCAAACAUCGUGAAGCUGAAGGAAGUCAUCCGGGAAAAUGAUAUCUUAUACUUUGUCUUUGAGUACAUGGAGUGCAAUCUUUACCAGCUUAUGAAGGAUCGACAAAAGCUUUUUGCGGAAGCUGAUAUAAAAAAUUGGUGCUUUCAAGUCUUCCAAGGCCUUUCUUACAUGCAUCAGCGUGGUUACUUCCACCGUGAUCUUAAGCCAGAAAAUCUAUUAGUAUCUAAGGACAUCAUUAAGAUUGCUGAUUUUGGUCUGGCACGGGAGGUUAAUUCAAGUCCACCUUUUACUGAGUACGUUUCUACACGCUGGUACAGGGCACCUGAAGUACUCCUACAGUCAUAUGUAUACACAUCAAAAGUUGAUAUGUGGGCGAUGGGAGCUAUUAUGGCUGAGCUGUUGUCUCUUCGCCCUAUUUUUCCUGGGGCUAGUGAAGCAGAUGAAAUCUACAAAAUCUGCAGUGUCAUAGGUAGCCCAACUGAGGAGACGUGGUUGGAGGGCCUUAAUCUUGCUAACACCAUAAACUAUCAAUUCCCUCAGCUUCCUGGUGUACCUCUUUCAAGCUUGAUGCCAUCUGCUAGUGAAGACGCGACUAAUCUUAUUGCGCGGCUUUGCUCGUGGGAUCCAUGCAACAGACCGACUGCUGCAGAAGCUCUGCAGCACCCGUUCUUUCAGAGUUGCUUUUAUGUCCCACCAUCUCUCCGUCCCAAGCCAUCUGUUGCAAGAACUCCUCCACCUGUCGGACCAAGGGGAUCAUUCGAGCACCAAUCAGUUAAACGGCACCCGGUGUCUCUUGGCAAUGCUAAGCCAUUCAACAGCUAUGUUGCUCCAAAGUCAAAUGCUGCUUUUGGCAGUGGCGUCCAGCGUAAACUCGAUAUGGCUAAACAAGAUGGCACGAGAAACACUAAACCUGUGAGAAGUUCUGUCAAAGACUCCAAAUACAGACCACCCGGAAGAAAAAGUCCUCCAGGGUCGUCACUGAACAAGAGCCGGGUCGCUCGCGGUGUAUCUGAGACUGCUGAUAAACUCGCAAACGUGAGCAUCGGAGGAACCAUAUCUCGAAGACAUUCUGUGUCCGUGAUGCAGCAACAGCAGCUGAAGCCACCGCCGAUGAAGGCAGGUUGUGUAGGAGAAACACGUGACAUGUUCCUUAGACCAACACAACCCACCACCAAUGCCUACUCUAGGAAAGUCGCCGGCUGA
Microthlaspi erraticum is the source of this 1380-nucleotide messenger RNA. The record is from the annotation of a GenBank genome assembly. Lineage: Eukaryota; Viridiplantae; Streptophyta; Magnoliopsida; Brassicales; Brassicaceae.